AUGUCUGGGCGCGUUACGCGAAAACGAGCUCGGCUCAACUCCAAUGGCGAUGGCACUGGCGUUCUAGAGAGUGUAUCAGCAGAAUCCUCGAGCAGCGCGCAACACGGCUCUAAGCGCGUGCGACGCAGAGACAAAGAGUUCUGGUACACCGACGGCACCAUCAUACUAGUCGCUGGCGACGUCGAAUUCCGCGUUUACAAGGGCAUUCUCUCCGAGAACUCCCCAGUUUUCAGCGACAUGUUCUCCCUACCGCAACCUCCAAUGGUUUCGUCCCAGAACACGCCGUCCGCCGGCGAGGACUGUCCUCUAGUGCACCUACCCGACUCUGCCGAGGACCUGAGGCAUGUUCUACGCGUCUAUAUGCCCAAUAAUCACGCGAGCCCGUUCAAGGCCCCCAAAGAUCCCUCAUAUGCGGCAAUAGCGGCGGCCGCGCGCCUGGGACACAAAUACCAGAUGACGAGUCUCCUUGAACAGGCCGUGGACUACUUGAAGACGUACUACACCAACGACUACGUUUCUUGGAUAACGCGCGGCCUCUUUGUCCCGCCCAACUUCUCGGACGUGCAUUCUAUCGGGGUCCUUAACCUCGUCCGUCUCCUCGGCGAGACGAGCCUCCUCCCGACCGCGGUGUUCGCGUGCUGCCAGCUCAACCUGCGGCUCGUCUGUGGCUUCGCGCGUGCAGACGGCACACGCGAGCAGCUCACCUCCGACGACCUCGCCCUCUGCGUCACCGCCAAGACCCGGCUCGUGCAAGAGUCGGUCCGGGUCGCGCUCCUCACCAUUCAGCCACGCCUCUCGAAGGGGUGCAAGACCACGGCGCAGUGCGAACGCGGCUUCGGGAAGCUCGUCCGGAAGGCGGCGGAUUGGGUGCGCGAGAUUGCGACGGCGGAUCCGUUCGUGUGCCCGCUCGUCCGGUUGGAGUGCCAUCUGGGGGGUGAUUUGUGUCGUUCUUGUUGGUCGUCGGCGCAGACUCGUGGAGUUUUGGAGAGGCGCGAGGUGUGGACGAGGCUGCCCAAAAUACUCGGCCUCGAGGAUCCGGGUCCGGGCGGAGUAGUGGCGGAUGGUGCAGCGGUGGCUGGUGCCACUUGA
Molecule: messenger RNA, 1089 nt
Organism: Trametes versicolor FP-101664 SS1
Lineage: Eukaryota; Fungi; Basidiomycota; Agaricomycetes; Polyporales; Polyporaceae
Exons: 2
Coding region: 1-1089 (362 amino acids)
Molecular function (GO): protein binding
Source: RefSeq, a predicted model, not a curated record